This is a messenger RNA of Arabidopsis lyrata subsp. lyrata, 531 nucleotides long. RefSeq lists its product as uncharacterized. NCBI's taxonomy places the organism in Eukaryota, Viridiplantae, Streptophyta, Magnoliopsida, Brassicales, Brassicaceae. Bases 22 to 531 code for a protein of 169 amino acids. The transcript has 2 exons. The record is from RefSeq and is a predicted model, not a curated record.
AAAAAGAACAAUAACCCAGAAAUGCAAAUGCUAAGAACCCUAAGCACGAGAACAAGGAGCCGUCGCAGUGGAUACGAACGUGUACGCAAUGAUUCCACCUUUAGCCUACUCGGAGCAAAGCUAAGGAGGUCACCGAGCGUUCCAUACUAUGCUCCAUCGAUAAGGCUUGGUGGAGACUUUCCUGCGAUUUUGGAAAAGCUUCCACGCCAAAAACCAAAUAAGACAGUGGUGACAAGCAGCUUGAGCCAUCCAAUCUUUAGUUUAUUUGAAGGUUAUCGCCGCCAUAGCAAGAAGAAAGCAACGGCUAAACCAGAGUUCUUUAGAUACCAUGACUACCUUAAGAAAAGUGGGAUGUGGGAUUUAAGAUCUAAUACUCAUGUUAUCUAUACUUUAAGAAUAAGGAAUAAGAGAAAUGGAGAUGAGACGAGAGAGUGGUUUCUUAAUCAGGGCCAUGCAGCAGAAGCAGAAGCAGGAGCAGCAAAUGCUCUAUUUCCUCUAACUCAUCCACCUUUAUCAACAUUGAUUCUCUAA